CAAGAAGGAGAAAGAGAAAGGAUUGAGAAGAAAAAGAAAGCAAUGGUUGCUGCUGAAAGUGACGAGUCAUCCAGCUCAAGCUCGGAUGAAGAAGCCCUCGUCUGCAUGGAGCGCAGAGUUGAGAAGUCCAACCAUGAGGAUAGGUGGACUAUGUCAGAAGAUGACACUCUCUGCCUAAUGGCCAAAGAUGAUGCUGAUCAAGAGGUAACCUCACAAACCUCCUGCUCAUCUUCUUAUAGCACACCAACUUCUGAAAAUCUUUUUGACCCGUUCAAAAAGAUGAUGAAAGACUUUGAGGAGAUAAAUCUCAAACACACAUCCUUAACAGAAGAGAACAAACUAUUAAGUGAAGAAAAUCUCAAGUUGACUGAAAGUCGGAAAAGUCAACUGAAUGAGAUCACUCAACUCAAGACUGAAAAUGAAUCUCUCUCUGAAAAGGAAGCCGCUAAGUACCCAGGUGUCUGGUACUUAGACAGUGGCUGUUCAAGACACAUGACGGGUGAUGCGAGCCUUUUGAGCAAUCUAAUUCCCUAUGAUGGUCCAAGAGUUACUUUUGGAGGAAGCAAUGAUUUUGGCCUUACCAAAGGGCUAGGAAAUCUGGUGUACAAGGGACUAACCAUCCAAGCUGUAUCUUAUGUUGAAGGUCUCAACUAUAACCUUCUUAGCAUAAGUCAGUUUUGUGAUAAAGGUUACUCCUUGGAAUUCUGCAAGGACAUGGCAUCUCUCAAGAACAUCUCCACAAAUGAAGUCAUUCUCACUGGGAAGAGAAUCAGAAACAUCUAUGAAAUGAUAGCCGCUCAAGAACUCUUCGAAUUUCUUCAAAUGGAGAUUCGCCUCAAAUUCGAGGAAGAAGUUCUUGAAUUCUACAGAAAUGGAGAAAUCAAAUCUGCUCAGUCAAAGAAAAAUCCACAGAGGACAUUUCCAGUCAUCAAGUCCACUGUUGGAGGCUCAAAGGUGAAGCUUUCGCAGAAGAAAUUGGGAAGAAAGCUUCGCCUUCCCAAUUCUGGGGUUGAAGUUGGGAAAUUUCCAGUCAAAAAUAUGGACUGGAACAUCAUUGGAAUUUCUGGGCGAACUCCUUCCGGCCCAGCAAAGAAAGCAGAUCUGAACAACGAUUACAAAUUGAUUCUGGAACUGGUCAUCGCCUGCCUCGAAUGUGGGAGUGGAGGUCAUGACGAUGACAUCACCCAGGAGAGAGCCUUCAUCAUCAACGCUCUCAUUACCAAAACUAAGGUAAACUGGGCUCCACACUUUUUCAAUUCCAUCUCAAAGCAUCUGGGAAAGCCCAACCAGAAAUAUCUUUGUCAAGGACUAUACCUUGGACAUAUCUUGGAGUCUAUGGGUAUUGCUUCUAAAGGAAAGAAGUAUGGAGAAAGAUACUGGCUAUACUACUUAUCCUCCAAAGGAGAAAACGGAGCCAGUGCCAGUACCACUGCAGAAGAUAGCUCAUCAGAUAAUGUCCUACUCAUCCAUAUGGCAAAGACUGCCAAAAGAAAGCAAGUGGUGUCCCCCUCUCCCUCCACUGAAGCACCACAGAAUCUUGCCUUGGUAUGUUUGGAAGAAGAAGAAGAAGUCUCUGACCAUGGAGAACUUCAAAGGAAGAAGAAGAGAAAGAUCAACUCUUCAUCAACAUCCAAAGAUGUCGAUUCGGAUGAGUUGAAGGAGACGGAAACUGCUGAGGAAACCUCUAUUCAAAACCAGAGCCCUCAACAAUUUGAAGAAGAAAUCCCUCCAGUCCAAAGCCUUCCAACCUCAUCUCAGCCUCAUACAGAUGAUGCUGACAACAAAUUCUGGCAGCUCUACUAUAAUUGGAGAGCUUGGAAAGUUGGAAAUUCAGAAGAGCAACUAUUGGAUUGGGACCAACAGCUGAAGAAUGAAAAGAUUAUCAAGAAAUGCCUAGGACUACCAGUCAACCACUGCUGUGAAGACAUCUUGGAUGACUACUGGGUAUGGCAAAGGAACAAUAAGGAUCUGCAUCUGGAACACUUGGCCACUACACCAAUUUCAGACUUUGAAGCAGAUGAUGAAGAUACUGCAGUCUACAAGCCAGUCUUCUCAAAAGCCACAGAAGAUCAAAUGGCUCCCACUUCUGAAGAAAUAGCUGUUUUGGAAACAACAGCUGAGGAUUUCCCUAUCUUUACGGAAACCUCACCUGCGUUCGAAAUGGUUCUGACUGAAACUGUUCAAGAGAAGGCAGCCUCUCCCCCACAAGAGCAGAACCAGGAAGCAACUGAAGAAGAAGAAUUUCAGCGACUGAUCCAAUCUCAAGUGCUCGAGAUCCUCACAACUCCUUGUGAGAUCUCCAAUCAGACACAACUUGAGAUUCUGGAAAAGUCAGCAGAAAUUCCGGAACAAUCAGCCCUAGCUAUAGCUUCAGCAAAUCAAGUAGUAACCAAAGACUACUUGAAGGUGAUCAUUGACAAUCAAAAGGAAGCAUACAAGCUGUUCAGACUUAUUGGUGCACAUUCUGGGAACCGCAAGAUGGAAGUAAUUCUCCAACAACACAGUCCAUCUCCAAUACCACAGCUCCCUAUUGCAGUCAAUGAAGGAGAAGCAUAUUAUGUCCCUUCUCAUCUGCACAUGACUAAUCUGAUCCUUGAAGCACAGCAAAGAAAUCCGGAAAACUCAGCACAACACCUAUCCAGCUCAGGACUGGAUGGAACAGAAUUUAUAGGUGCAGUGGCUGACCACUUCUCAGAUGUUGCUCAAACAGAGGAAAGGCGUGAAAACUUAAGGCGCAUCAAAGAACUGUGUGGGAACAUGCAGGGCAUCAGUGAAGUUGCCGGAUCUUCAAAACGCAAAAGGAACUGAAGGUUCUUUUCAUCAAACUAGGGGAAAGUAUGUGAAAACAUUUGUUUUGAUGAAAACACCUUCUUGUUUAACCAUUGCUUGAUUGGUUUAAACAUUGCUUAAGUAUGCCUUAAUUGUGCUUAUUAUGCUUGAUUAUGCUGAUCUCAAGUAUGAUUUUGUCUUAAUUAUUUUUCUGAAGCGCAUACAUUCAGGGGG
Cuscuta campestris is the source of this 3003-nucleotide messenger RNA. Lineage: Eukaryota; Viridiplantae; Streptophyta; Magnoliopsida; Solanales; Convolvulaceae. The record is from the annotation of a GenBank genome assembly.